Messenger RNA from Elgaria multicarinata webbii, 1266 nucleotides. RefSeq names its product gonadotropin-releasing hormone II receptor-like. Bases 1 to 1266 code for a protein of 421 amino acids. Lineage: Eukaryota; Metazoa; Chordata; Lepidosauria; Squamata; Anguidae. Gene Ontology annotation, cellular component: plasma membrane. Gene Ontology annotation, molecular function: G protein-coupled receptor activity; protein-hormone receptor activity; peptide binding. The transcript is spliced from 3 exons. The record is from RefSeq and is a predicted model, not a curated record. Gene Ontology annotation, biological process: G protein-coupled receptor signaling pathway; cellular response to hormone stimulus.
AUGAACACCACCGUCCAAGUCAAUGAGAUGGUGGGGUCAGGGCUGCUCACCAUAGCCAACCAAAGUCUUGGGAAACCCAACGGCAUAGAGGAGAUCUUGGCCCACGGUGGAACCACUAACGGUAGUUUCACCGUCGAGGAAAUCUUCCAACUGCCCACUUUCUCUACAGCGGCCAAAGUCCGCGUGGCCAUCACCGUGGCCCUCUUCCUCUCCUCAGCAUGCUUCAACAGCGCCGUGCUCUGGACCGUCACCCAAAAGUACCAGCGGAGGCCCCACCUCCGUAUCCUCCUCAUGAACUUGGCAGCUGCUGACCUGCUGGUGACUUUUGUGGUGAUGCCGUUGGAUGCAGCCUGGAACAUCACUGUGCAGUGGUACGCCGGGGACCUGGCCUGCCGACUUCUCAUGUUCCUCAAGCUGGUGGCCAUGUACGCCUCAGCCUUCGUCACCGUAGUGAUCAGCCUGGACCGACGGGCGGCCAUUUUGCACCCCCUGAGCGUCGGCGAGGCCAAGAGAAAGAAUAAGGUCAUGUUGUGUGUGGCGUGGGCCUUGAGUCUGGUUCUGGCGUUACCUCAGAUGUUCGUCUUCCACACCGUCAGUCGGUCCGAACCCGUCUACUUCAUCCAAUGUGCCACCGUGGGAAGCUUCCGGGCUCACUGGCAAGAGACCCUCUACAACAUGUUCACGUUUUGUUGCCUCUUCCUCCUCCCCUUGCUGAUCAUGGUGCUCUGCUACUCCCGCAUCUUCAUCGAGAUCUCAGGAAAGAUGAAGAAAGCUUGCGCUUCCCCCAAGUCCCAGGAAGUCCACCUGCGCCGCUCCCACAACAACAUUCCACAGGUGCGCCUGCGCACCCUCAAGAUGUCCGCCGUCAUUGUCUUGACGUUUGUCAUCUGCUGGACACCCUACUACCUGCUCGGCCUGUGGUACUGGUUCUCCCCAGAGAUGUUGACCCAGGAGCAGGUGCCUCCUUCCCUCAGCCACAUCCUCUUCCUUUUCGGCCUUCUCAACACGUGCCUUGACCCCCUCGUCUACGGCUUCUUCGCUAUGCACUUCCAGGCGGAGAGCCGGCGGACCUGCUGCUGCACUCGGAAGAAAAAACAAGCAGAAGGACAUUCCACACUCACCGUCUCCUUCCACCCCUCCAGCACCGGCGCCCUGCCGGUUAGGCAGCCAAGGAAGAACCGGAAACGCAGCGCGGAAUCUCCAGUGGAGGUAGGCAAAAAGCUACGCUUGUACAGGAAGAAGAUCAUGGCCGAAAGCUUCAUCUGA